This is a messenger RNA of Lactuca virosa, 771 nucleotides long. The record is from the annotation of a GenBank genome assembly. NCBI's taxonomy places the organism in Eukaryota, Viridiplantae, Streptophyta, Magnoliopsida, Asterales, Asteraceae.
AUGCCUUGCGACGACGAUGACAACGAUCAUCGUCUCGGCGGAGUCAUCCCAUCCUCCAUUUUCAUGCGACCCUUCUGCAACGUCAAAUUACUGAUUCCCUUCUGCAACGUCAAAUUACUGAUUCCCAACCGCGCUCACGACGUCGUUUCACGACUUACUUUAGACGAGAAAUUUUUGCAGUUGGUUCACGGAGCGUCGGGGAUUCCUCGCCUUGGGAUCUCCGCUUACGAGCGACAGUGAGAAGGAUUUGUGCUAACUAUGUAUAUUGAAGAUGGAAGUACUGGAAUUGGAGAGAGGAUUCCUAUAUGGUGGAGAUGGUAUUAUUGGGCUAAUCCAGUGGCUUGGAGUUUAUAUGGGCUGCGGAAAUCACAAUACAGAGAUGUGAAUGAACUUUUGAAACUUGCUGAUGGGUCCCAUUCAGUUCCAUUAAAACAGUUUCUUGAAGAUCAAUUUGGUUACAAACAUGAAUUUUUAGGAGUUGCUGCAACUGCUGUGGUCACCAUUGCGAACGAUCUGACUUGGGCUUAUGAUGGAAACUGCUUGUACAGUUGUAGCCAGGAUAAUUCUUUGCAUAGCUGGAUCAUAGAAGGAGAUUCCCUCCAUGGAGUCUCUUUACCUCCAAAUAUUCUUGGUGUUAAGACAUUCACAGAUGUGCUGGCUGAUAUGAGGAUAAGUGCGAUUGAUGAGUUUGAUAAGAUGGACGAGAUCACCACUUCUCUCAAUGCAAGAACUGCAGUUCUUGCUGUUGCCAAUCCUGCAUGGGAGAUAUGA